AUGAUGCACUGGCAGUUUCCAGGCGACACUUGUGAGAGUCACUGCACUGAUGAUGAUUGCUGGGCUGUCCAGCCUUUCUCAGCUUUCGUCACUAUCUUUACAGCCAUUGGAUUCUUUGCCUACCUUUUGCGAUCCAUGUACUACGGAGCGUCCUUGGGACAGUGUCUCGGAAUAUUCGGCUUUGGCGCUUUUGAAUUCGUUCAUGGACUGUCCCAUCGAUACGCGCACUUUGAGUAUUUCGAAUACUACCAGCACACUGUAUUCUACUUUGUGAUUGUGGGUGUGUUUGCGGCUCUUUACGAGGCAACAGGCCACAUGCCAAAAGCAAAAUACUGGAGUACUGCCUUUUGCGCUACAAUUGUGUACGACUUGUGGCUUGUUGUGAAUUACAAGGUGACCCUCUACAACAUCAUCUUGGUAACGGUGAUGUUUCGUUUGCUCAUUGCAGGAUUCCUCCCUCAUUUGGACAAGCUUUCUCAGCAGCGGUAUGAUCAUCUCACGGCACCUCAUCUGACACUGUUGGCAGUAUUUAUCAAUGAAGGAAUCAACUGCGAUCGAAUGAUUGAGUGGACCAGCCCAGAGUUUCCCUUUCACUUUCUGUUUGAAUCUUGCUCUGCUGUGUAUUUCUACUACUUUGUACAGUUUCUCAUGGAGUGCAGAGGCAAACAGAACAGCAAAGGAAAAGUUGGAUUGAAAAGGUUUCUUUGA
This is a messenger RNA of Seminavis robusta, 708 nucleotides long. Lineage: Eukaryota; Bacillariophyta; Bacillariophyceae; Naviculales; Naviculaceae. The record is from the annotation of a GenBank genome assembly.